AUGGGUUUGGACCAGCCCUGCUUGGAUAUGGUGGUGCAAAGGCCCUUUCUGGGUGCAACAUGUAAUAGGCACCGCCACCAGAACCUGCGCAGAAAGAUGAGGCCCAUACGAAUCCUGGGUUUUGUAUUCAGCCUGGUAGCCAUAAGCGCUAUCUCCUUUUCCUUCAGUGCCUUGACCUGGAGCUCAGGGACCUACUCAGAGCCGCUCCGGCCCCAGGAGGCCAUCCUUCAGUCUGGCCCAACUCCACACAGGACUCUACUUUCCACACAGCACCAGAGGGACCCCAAUGUCUCAGCCGACAUUCCCGUGGCAAUGAGGUCUUCGGCAGACGGCAACGAGAGCCAGGGGGACUACCCCACGGACCUGUUCACCCUGGAGGAGAGGCGCCAGGGCGCUGUGGUGCUCCACAUGUUUGGGAUGCUGUACAUGUUCAUCUCUUUAGCCAUUGUGUGUGAUGAGUUCUUUGUGCCCGCUCUGACAGUCAUCACAGAGAAGCUGGCCAUCUCUGAUGAUGUGGCGGGGGCCACCUUCAUGGCGGCAGGCGGGUCGGCGCCGGAGCUCUUCACUUCAGUCAUUGGUGUAUUCGUCUCCCACAGCAAUGUGGGCAUCGGGACCAUUGUGGGCUCAGCUGUCUUCAACAUUCUCUUUGUCAUUGGAAUGUGCGCCAUCUUCUCCAGGGAGAUCCUCAAUCUGACCUGGUGGCCCCUCUUCCGUGACGUCUCCUUCUACAUCAUGGACCUGAUCAUGCUCAUCUGUUUCUUCCUGGAUAACUACAUCUCCUAUUGGGAAAGUAUUGUGCUACUUUCAGCCUAUGCCGCCUAUGUGAUCUUUAUGAAGUUCAACAGCAACGUGGAGGGCUUCGUGAAAGGCUGCAUGAACAAGAAUCAAGUGGUGGAGGUGGAAGAUACUCAAGCUCGCCCUGCGACCUCCGGCAGUGGCGAUGAGAGCAAGCUGUCGGCUAGGCCCCGGCUUCAGAGAGGUGGUAGCUCAGCCUCCCUGCACAACAGCCUGAUGAGAAACAGUAUCUUCCAGCUUAUGAUCCACACACUGGACCCUCUCAGUGAAGAAUUUGCUGAUUCUGGAAAAUUCAGAGAAAAGGCAUCCAUCCUUCAUAAGAUUGCCAAAAAGAAAUGCCAAGUAGAGGACAGCGAGAAGGCUAAUGGAGUAGCCAGCCGGUCAGAUAAAAAUCUUCCAAACAGCUCAAAUGUCGAGGUGGAAGUCACACCACCAAUGAAUGGUACUGCAGGACAAGAAGGGGAAGCUCCGGCCCGAGGGGGUGCUGAGGAUGAGGAGGAAGAGGACCAGCCUCUGAGCCUGUCUUGGCCAGAUACCAUGCGCAAGCGUUUCACCUACCUCAUCAUCAUGCCCAUCGUCUUCCCUCUAUGGCUUACACUGCCUGAUGUCAGAAAACCAACUGCAAAGAAGUUCUUUCCCAUCUCAUUUCUGGGUUCUAUCUGUUGGAUUGCUGGAUUCUCCUACUUAAUGGUGUGGUGGGCUCACCAGGUUGGAGAGACCAUUGGGAUUACAGAAGAGAUUAUGGGCUUGACUAUAUUAGCAGCUGGUACCUCCAUCCCUGACCUAAUCACCAGUGUCAUUGUUGCACGGAAGGGGCUGGGGGAUAUGGCCGUGUCCAGCUCUGUGGGCUCCAACAUCUUUGACAUCACUGUUGGCCUGCCGUUCCCAUGGCUCCUCUGGUCCAUUAUCAACAACAUGCGGCCUGUGGCGGUGAGCUCUAACGGGCUGUUCUGCGCCAUUGUGCUGCUCUUUCUCAUGCUCAUCUUCGUCAUCAUCUCGAUUGCUGCCUGCAAGUGGCGGAUGAGCAAGCUGCUGGGCUUCAUCAUGUUCGUGCUCUACUUAGUUUUCCUGGUGCUCAGCGUUAUGCUGGAAGACAAGAUCAUCGCCUGCCCUAUAUCCAUCUGA
Molecule: messenger RNA, 1920 nt
Organism: Salvelinus namaycush (lake trout)
Lineage: Eukaryota; Metazoa; Chordata; Actinopteri; Salmoniformes; Salmonidae
Product: sodium/potassium/calcium exchanger 2-like
Exons: 13
Coding region: 1-1920 (639 amino acids)
Biological process (GO): long-term synaptic potentiation; intracellular calcium ion homeostasis; long-term synaptic depression
Cellular component (GO): membrane
Molecular function (GO): calcium channel activity; calcium, potassium:sodium antiporter activity
Source: RefSeq, a predicted model, not a curated record